AUGCUUCAAAGAAAGAUAAAUUUAUGCCUUUGGCAUAGAUAUAGAAUAAGAUAUUGUCAAAAUGAAAAAAAUAAAAUAAUAGUAAGUGUAAUGAGGAAAAAGACACAAGAAUUUUGCUCAAAUAAUACAAGAUACAGAAAAAUUACAGUUAUACCAUUUGAUAAUAAAGAAGUGUCGUUAAAUUUAGAAUAUAAAAAUAUUCCUUUUGAUAUUGAUGAAUUAAAUAAAAAAAGUAAGAAUGAAAUAUUAAACAUUUAUAAAAUUAUAAGAAAUAAAAAUGAAUUAAAUAAAUUACCAAGUGAUUUUUUAGAUAACUUAUUUGAAUGCACAAAAAAAUAUAUUCGUUGCUUAUUACCUUAUGAAAUAAUAAAAAUAUAUAAAACAUUAAAUAUAAUAAAAAAAAAUAAUAAAGAUUUAAAUUUAUUAUUACAUCAACAUAUAAAAAGAAUAUAUCAAAAUUUUGAUGUUAUAAGUAUCAGUAAAUUAUUUCAAAUAUAUACCUUUUCAAAAUCAAAACCAAUAUAUAUAAUAAAAAAAUUAUCUGAAAUAUUUUUAAAUAAUUUAAAAAAUUGUAACAAACCUUGGUGUUUUAGAGAAGUUAUAUCUAUAUAUUCAUAUUUUAAAAUAAAUUCAAAAGAUCAUAUAGAUCAUAUAUUUAAAAAAUGUAUGCCUAUAAUAGCAAAAAAUAUAAUGAUGUAUACACCAAAAGACGCUACUAUUAUUUUCUACAGUUUUGUAAAAAUGAAUAAAUAUGAUAAAAUUUUAUAUCAUGCUAUAACAAAAAAUGUAAUUUUAAAAAUUCAUUUAUAUGAAUUUAAUCACCUUUCAAUUAUAUUAAAUUCUUUUGCUAAAAUAGGAGAAAAAAAUAAUAAACUAUGUGAGGCCAUAUGUAAUCAAAUCAAAAAUAAAAUAAAAAUACCGAAAACCAAUACAGAUCUAGAAACAAACUGCUUAAUAGAUUCUUCAAAUUUGAACUCAAAUAAUAUCGAACAUAAUGACACGAAUAAAAAUCAUUUUUCUAAUUUUGGAACCCCAAAAUUAACUGAAAUAAAAAUGAAUGAUAGCCCAAACUAUGACGAAGUAAUAAUAGAAUUAAAUAAAAGCGAAACAGAAUAUAAACAAAUAAAAAAAUAUGAAAAUAAAAAUAAUUUAUUAAAAGAUAAAAUUCUUAAACCAAAAGAUGUUUCUGUUAUAUUAAAUGCUUUGAUAAAACUAGAAUAUUAUAAUAAUGAAACAUUUAUUUGUUUAAUUCCAUUUAUAAUAAAUAAUAUUUGUAAAUUUUCUCCACAAUCAUUAAGCAACUUGGCUCAUGCUUAUUCACAAAUACACAUUGAUAAUACAUUGUUAUUUGAUAAAAUUGCAAAUGAGUCAAUAAUGAAAAUACAUAAAUUUAAAAAUAAAGAAUUAAGUAAUUUAGCUAACUCUUUUGUACGAUUAAAUAUAAAAAAUAAAACAUUGUUUACUUAUAUAAUAGAUGAAUUUUUAUAUAGAUCUACUAUUGGUUCUAAAUUCCAAAAUUAUAAAUUUGAUAUUUUGUCAUUACAACAAUUUGCUUACUCUUUUAGUAAAGUUGGGUUAAAGGACGAAAAAGUAUAUAACAUUUUAUACAACACUUUAAUUAAAAAAAUUCAUGAAAUAAAAAAAAUGAAAAAAAAAAUAAUAAUAAAUGGAAAAAAUUUGUUGUUAGAAAAUCAUAAUAACCAAGCAAACUCUUGUUCAGACAUUGUGAUAAAUAAAAAUAUAAAUUCUUUAUUAUUUAGAAAAGAUGAAAUGUUAGAAAAAAAUAAUUUCGAUUUUUUUUUCAUUUCAACAUUUGUCAAUUCUUAUAGUAGAGCAAAAAUAAACCAUAAAAAUUUCGCGCACUUUAUUAGCUACAUAAUUAGAAAAAAGAAACAAAAUAAUAAUGAAAUAUUAUCAAACCAAUCAUUAAGUAGUUUGAUUUAUGGUUUAACCAAAUUAAAAAUUAAAGAUAAAAAAAUUUAUCAAUUAUUACUAAAAGAAUGCAAUGAAAAAAUCGAUUCGUUACAACCAUUUCAAAUAGCAUUAAUAUUAUAUUCAUUUAGUAAAUUAAAAAUAUAUUCUUAUAAAUAUGUUAAAAAAUCUAUACAAAUAUUAAGUAUGAAUAUACACAAUUUGAAUUUAAACGAUUUAUCUUUAGUGUGUUACUCAUUAUCAAACUUUUUAUACAGAGAUAUAAUAUUUUUAUAUAAAGUUCAAAAAAUAUUAUCUUUAAAUAAUUACGAAUUUAAUAAAACUAAUGUUUGUCAACUUUUUAAUUCAUAUACAAAAUUAUGUUUUUAUUAUAAGCCAUUUUAUGAUUUUAUAUUCCAAAAAAUAUUUACAUUUAUGCAUGAAUUUGAUGAAAAAGAAUUAACUAAUCUUGUCUUUUCAUUUAUUUAUUAUUUCCAUAUUGUUAUAUUACAAAAUUAUGCCAAUUUAGAAAAAAAUAAUAAACCCUCUGACAUUGAUCCUAAUAUCAGUAACCUUAUGAAUGGUGUGAAAUAUUUUAUUGAAAGCGAAGAAAAUCAGAAUAAUGAAGAAAUAAAAAUAAAACCGAAUACAAACAAUAAUAAUUCUAGCAUUAGUAGGGAAAUAUGCAGUGAUCUAAAUAAUAAAAAAAAAAAAAUUGACGAAAAAAAUAAGAAAGGUAAUAUUGUUAACAAUAAUAAUGAUAAAACUUGUUAUUCUUUGAAAGAAAAUACGUCUAAUUUAAUUCUAAAAAAUAGAGAAGAAUUUUUUAAAAAUGAAUUAAAUAUAUUUUUUAAUUUAAUUUUUAUUUUAAAUGAAAAAUAUAGACAAAAAUUAUCACUAAUUAGUAUAUAUCAAUUGCAAAUAGUAGAUUUAUAUUUACGCGCAUUUUUUACAAACUAUUUUUCAUUCCCAAAUUAUUUAAAAAGUUUUUUUUUCAAAUGUAGAAAUGUGAAACUUAAAAUUGAUGAUUAUGUUUUAUUAUCCUCAAAAAUGCAUCGAAACAUUUCUCGAUAUCUUAAUGCAGUUGGGGUUAAACACAAAAGUGAAGUUAUUUUUGGCCCAUAUCAGUUAGACAUUGUUGUAGAUUUUUUGAAAAAUGAUAUAAAAAAUAAAUUUAAUUUAAAUUUUAACAAUGAAAUAAAUGAAACAAAUCAUAAUAAUUAUAAUGUAAUAUAUAAACGGAAGGGUUUAGAAAAUGAAGAAGUUGUAAAAAAAGAAGAUAAAGAAAAAUACAAUAUAAUAGAAAAGUUACUAACAAAAAAUAUUGUCAUAGAAGUAGAUGGAAUAUCCCAUUUUUAUAAAGAAAGUUAUAGUAGAACAUUAAAUUCAAUAAUAAAAAAUUAUAUUUUAAAAAAAUUUGGAUGGAAUAUAAUACAUAUACCAUAUCAAGAAUGGAAUCAAUGUUAUAAUUUUAAAACCAAAAUAUUAUAUGCUAUUCAUAUUUUUAAGAAAAUUAUUCAUAUUAAUCGGGAUACUAUAUCUCCAAAAGAUUUUAUAUAUUUUAUGAAUAAUGAAAACUCAUUUAAUCAACGAAAUAUCAAUAAUAAUAACACUUCUGCAAGUACCUCUCAUAUAAAUAAUAUGAAUGACAAUUUUAUGAAUUAUGAUAUGGUCAUUAAUAAUACUGAUAAAAAUGGAGAAGACGAAAAAAAUCAACAUCAUGGAAAUAAUAACGAUAUAAAUACAAAAAUCCAACAAAAGGAUGAAAAAAAUAUUCCAGAUUUUUAUACAAUAGAUGAAGAAACAAUUUUCCUUAAUCAGCUAAAAUGUCGAAAUAAGUUUCAAAAAAAUAUAAUGAAAAAACUCAGGCAAAAUGGGAAAAUUAAAUAUGAUUUUAAUAUUGUCUGCAAGAAUAAUAAAACUGAAGAAUGUAUCGAAUUAUCUGAUCAAAAUUCUAAAACAGAUAUCGAAACAUGA
Messenger RNA from Plasmodium berghei ANKA, 3888 nucleotides. Its product is annotated as heptatricopeptide repeat and RAP domain-containing protein, putative. Gene Ontology annotation, biological process: regulation of mitochondrial mRNA stability; mitochondrial RNA processing. The coding region runs from base 1 to 3888 and encodes 1295 amino acids. Gene Ontology annotation, molecular function: RNA binding. Gene Ontology annotation, cellular component: ribonucleoprotein granule; mitochondrial matrix. The transcript has a single exon. The record is from RefSeq and is a predicted model, not a curated record. NCBI's taxonomy places the organism in Eukaryota, Apicomplexa, Aconoidasida, Haemosporida, Plasmodiidae.